This is a messenger RNA of Mytilus trossulus (common blue mussel), 1099 nucleotides long. RefSeq lists its product as uncharacterized. The coding region runs from base 149 to 1099 and encodes 316 amino acids. NCBI's taxonomy places the organism in Eukaryota, Metazoa, Mollusca, Bivalvia, Mytilida, Mytilidae. The record is from RefSeq and is a predicted model, not a curated record. The transcript is spliced from 3 exons.
UUCUCACGGUCAGAUUCCCACGGUCCGUAUUUUACUUCCUGUGCUGACACAUUAAAGAUGGAGAUCGACAGCAACAACAUCAGCGGGAGCAGUGGAAACGAGUCAUAACUGCUUGGUCACCUGCCCGUCUUAUAAAUGGUCAAAGACUAUGGAAGCAAGCAAUAUUUUAAAGUUACUCUGUUGUCUCCUUUGUGUUGCUGAUCAUGACGUUACAGGAAUACCUUACCCAGGCGAUGAUGCUUCUGUGCCUGAACUAGUCCAAUACUAUCAUCAAUUAUGCUACACGUCCCUUCAAAUAUGUGGAUUUCUUUUGUUUGUCCACGGAACAUUCAUGAGUUGUUCCAUGUUAAAAAGACUUAAGAGAAGAUUAAAUAUCAGACGGCGUAACAACCAGUCGCCAUUACCUACAGUUGUAAGGACAAUCCUGGCUUUACACCGUAAUGGCCUGUCUAAUGUUGGAUACAGGUAUAUGUGGAGGACUCUGAACAUAGGCUUUGGACUUUGCGUCACACAAUCAAGAGCAAGGCUUUGCUUAAGAACAAUAGACCAACAGGGUGUACUCAACAGAUCGCGUCGAGUUCUUCGAAGGAGAGUGUACUACAAUAGAGGACCAAACUAUCUGAUUCAUGUCGAUGGUUACGAUAAAUUAAAACCCUACGGCAUAGCUAUACAUGGGGCAAUCGAUGGAUACUCUCGUAAACUUUUAUGGUUGAUAGCAAGUCCCUCCAACAAUAACCCCAGAUAUGUCGGUUACUGGUAUCUUAAUUGGAUCAAACAAAGAAAGAUGCUUCCAAGGGUUGUUCGAUCGGAUGCAGGAACAGAAAACGUCAUAAUGAGGGAUUUACAAAGAUCGUUGCGACAUAAUCAAAACGAUGAAAUGUCGGGACAAAAUUCUUUUCUCGUCGGCAGAUCUGUUGCAAAUCAAAGAAUAGAAAGGCUUUGGGGUACACUAAAAACGAGUUUCACCCAGUUUUGGAGAAACCGUUUCCAGGAUUUCCAAGACACUGGACUUCUUAAUGUAUCGUGUCCAGUACAUAAAGAAUGUGUUCGAUUUUUGUUUCCUCUCCGUUAUCCAACAUCAAUUGGACAUGUUUGCUGA